Molecule: messenger RNA, 1062 nt
Organism: Phytophthora sojae
Lineage: Eukaryota; Oomycota; Peronosporomycetes; Peronosporales; Peronosporaceae
Exons: 4
Coding region: 1-1062 (353 amino acids)
Biological process (GO): transcription by RNA polymerase III
Cellular component (GO): RNA polymerase III complex
Molecular function (GO): DNA binding
Source: RefSeq, a predicted model, not a curated record
AUGGCUGGAAAGCAGAGCAGCGGCGACGGCGCCGUGCGUCCGCGCGUCGACGCGUCCAGCGCGCGCCUGACGUCUCUGCGCACAUCGAGCGAUGCGUCGAGUGCUCCAGCGCGGCGACCCAAGUUCGUGCCCAAGGCCGCCAAGCGCCGUCCGGCCUCCGAGGGACGCGGAGAUGGUGCCGCCACUGCAGCACAGAGCACACGUGAUGCCAAGCCGCACUCGACGGGCGCCGGAGCGCUCAAGCAUGACAACAGAGGACGCGGCAGCCGCGGGGGCAGAGGAGGCCGAGGUGGCGGCCGUGGGCGUGGACGCGGGCGCGGCAUGAUGCCCAGCGGCAAGGUGGCCUUCGUCGGCACGCUGUCGGGCGGCUCGUCGUACAGCGGAGGCAGCAGCACGCCUGCGCCACGCACCGCGCCGUCCACGGACUACUCGGCGGCUGGCGGCACUGGUAUCAGUGUGCUGGACGACGAAGAGAUGCCCGGCAGCAAGAUGCCGGAGAUGGAGGUGGAGGAGGUGUGGCCGCCCGUGGUCAAGUCGGUCAUGGAGCCCAUGAGCCUGCCGAUUGUGCGGCCGCCCGAGCCCGAGAGCGCCGGCGCCGUGUUCUGCGACGCCAGCGGCGACCUGGUGGCGCCCGACGACUCGCUGUUCUUCAUCCAGAUGCCGACGACGCUUCCUUUGGCGAAAGCCACCGCCAAGGCGGCCAGUACGGACGAGGACGAACCCAUGGAGGACGCCGAGGCGUCGAAGGACCAGGCGAAGGAGAGCAAGAAGGCGGACGAGUCUGUAUACGUGUCCGCAGCGGAGAUAGCUGAGGACGACGGUGUGUUUGACCACUCUAUCGAGACGGCGCCGGGCGGCUUCAUCGGCAAGAUCUGCGUUCACAAGUCUGGCAAAAUGGUGCUGAUGCUCGGAGACAAGCAGUUCGAGAUCGCGACGGCUCAGACGCCGUCGUUCUGCGAAGAGGUCUACGUGGUGAACACGACCGAGAAGCACCUGAGCAUCCUGGGCAACGUGGAGCGCCACCUCGUCGUGACCCCGGACUUCGACGCGCUGCUGCGUUAG